Dentiscutata erythropus is the source of this 975-nucleotide messenger RNA. The record is from the annotation of a GenBank genome assembly. Lineage: Eukaryota; Fungi; Glomeromycota; Glomeromycetes; Diversisporales; Gigasporaceae.
AAGUAUGGCAAAAAAUACAAAUUCAUAAAAGAAAUUGAAGAAAACCCAAAAGAACUAACUACCAAUAAAUUGAAAGAAUCAUCUGUUCAAUUUAACUACACUUUUAGAAUGAAUGAAAAUUGUGUCCAAAGAGAUAACAAAGAUGAUCCAGUUUCUGCAACAAUUAAUAGUGACAAAUCAGAAGUACAAAGUUGGGCUACCACCAAAAUUAUUUACACUGAAAUAAAUAUUAAAUUAAAUAAAAAUGCAGAUGAAAAAGAGAAUUAUAUAACCUACAAUGAUAUAAAUUACACUAUUGAAGAAUUUCUCCAUUAUAUGAAAUAUAACAUCAAUCUUGCGAGUGUUUCUUUUUUCCUUGAACACAAUAAUAUCCUUUUUGAAAAUCGAACUAAUCAUAGUUCAAAUUCUUCUGGAGAUUAUCUAAAAGAAGAUGCAUCACUUUACUUUAGGCAAAAGAUAGAUACAACAUGGGGUCUUUUGGAUUUCCUUCAAUUUAGAAAAAAACAAAAUUCAUGGACAAAAAACAAAGUUAAAGAAUUAGAGCUAUUCAAGCAAUGCCUUUUAGCUGAAACCACAAAUAUGAACUCAGCUAUUGAAAAAUUUAUGCUUAAAAAAUAUAAUAAUGAAAAAAAUGGACCGCACAUAAAGGGCAUUUUUGAAGAACAUCCGACAAUUAAACUUUUUAACAAUGAAAAGUCUCAAAAUUUUAAGUUGCUUGUGUCUGCAAAUUAUGGUACAAGACAAUGGGUACUCGAAUCAGGAAUCAUUUACUUACCUUCAUUACCAUGGCUUAAUGAGCUUCUCUCGACAAAAGAUGCCAUAGAGUUGAAAAAUAAUCCAAGUUUCGCACACCAACUACAUGAUAAUUGGUGGUCACUUUAUUUCGAUAAAAUUCAAGCAAAAAAUAAGGACCUUAUAUUUAAAGAUCAAGAUCCAUUCUCAAUCUUCUGUCAAAGAAUGUGUUUGCACUUGUAA